Molecule: messenger RNA, 894 nt
Organism: Paramuricea clavata
Lineage: Eukaryota; Metazoa; Cnidaria; Anthozoa; Malacalcyonacea; Plexauridae
Source: the annotation of a GenBank genome assembly
AUGUCGAAGGCCAGUGUCUCCAGUGUGAGCAUAUGUGCAGAGCAAAGUUCAAGGCCUAUAGAUCCGCCAGUGAGCGAUCUUGACUUAGAUAGCACUAUUGAUGAAAAUUUUGAUCAAAGUGCAGUGAACCGCGCGAUUUUAAUGAGUUUGAAUCGCUUAAACGAAAAUUUUACAAGCUUUACUGAGCAAUAUCAGGAAGAUGAUGUUGAAAUAGAUUCUCAGCCAACUGACGACCAUGUUGAGAAUCCUGAAAAUGUCGAUAUUCAGGCGGACAUUGAUAGUUUAAUUCAAUCAGGCGGACAAGUUGACCGUGUUAGUGCCGACAUCACUAAUGCCAAUGCAAAUGAAGCUGAAAUUUUGCAAUAUGAGCAACAAUUAGAUCUUAACGUUGAUGUUAAAGGGCCAGCAAUUAGUCAGAAAAUUGGCGAUUUGGUUAAUAAAUUGCGACUGCAAAGAGUAAGCCAAGAUCAAGCUAAAGCGAUCGCCAAACGUCAUAAUACACCCGAAAAUGUUCAAUUAUGCCUGCCUAAAUGUGAACCAAGUAUUUGGAAUGAAAUUCCUGGCAAGGCACGCGUUACAGACAUUAAAUUUCAGUCAACACAAGCUGCAUUGUUAGGUUCUAUUAAUUGCCAGCUUGAAGCAACUAAUUCCUUGCUGUCGGCUAAUGUGUCCAAAGAUGUUCUAAACAGUUGUUUAGAUGGCCUCACACUGGCAAUGACUGCUAAUUAUGAGCUCAAUCAACGACGACGGGAUGCUAUCAGACCUCAAUUUAAAGCGGAAUUUGCCAAGGGGCUUUGUAGUACUACGAGUCCAGCUGACGAAUUUCUUUUUGGAGGCGACACUGCUAAACGCGUUAAAAGAGAUGGCCGAGUUCAACAAACACAAAGUGUGUAA